AUGUCUGAAGAUCAAGAAAUUUCUUCCUCUGUGAUCGAUUCACAUGUUGAUGAAUCCAAUUCAAAUUCACCUAAUUCUAACGACGAUUUAACCAUCAUUGCUCAAAAUCCAAUUAUUAUUGAUGAAUCUAAUUCAAAUUCAGAUAAUUCUAACCAGGGUUUAACCAUCAUUGUAAAAAAUCCAAUUAUUCUUGAUGAAUCAAAUUCAAAUUCACUUAAUUCUAGCCAGACAUCCACAAUCGAGGCUCAAAAUGUAACUAUUAUUAUACCAGAAUCCCGUUCAAUUCUACCUCAACUCAGUUUGGAUUUUGGAGUUGACCCUCGAUAUGCAACUAUUUUUGCUAAACAAACACAUAUUGGAACUAACCAGAAUUUUUCCUAUGACAUCCAUUCUUCGAAUGACCCAAAAGUUAAAGAGGGAAUUGAAAAGUUUAUCAUUGAAUCCACAAUUGAUGCUUUUGAGAGGCUAAAGAACAUGCCCGACAGAACUGAUGGUAUACCCAAUAGAGUUUUAGACUAUCUGGGUGGAUUUGUUGGAUUUAGUAAUAGAACUACCAAAGGUUCUGAUAAAACUACUAAUGAUGAUGCACACCAAUCAGAAAAUUUUGAAUUAAUUUCAGUAGAUACCAAUGAUAUACCGUUAGACAAGGUUGAUGUCGUACAUGGAGAUAAUUACAUAAUUAAACCAAAGAAAGGUUUUGGUAUAUCUAAAUUAACAGAAGCUAAUGAAUUAAUGUGGAAAUCAAAUAAUUCGUCAAAAUAUGUAAAACAGUUUCUAUUGUACAAUGAAGGUGAUAAGUAUUGUGCUUUCUUAUUAUUAAAUGAUAUGUCAUUGGUUUCAUUAGAGAGAACAGAUUGGAGUAAAACAUGGGAAAUAGUCCCAAACAACUUCAAUUUCAAUGAUUUAAUUGGUAUAAAUAAAAACCAUUAUCAUGAUCCAGUAUUCGAGUUCCUUACUGAUUUCCAUGAGCAUUUUCUGAUAAUCUUCAUGCCAUACCUGAUGGAAAAGAUUAUCUACAAAGAUUCACUUGUUUUCAAUGAUAAUGGUAAUUAUCCAUUAUUUUUAUCAGUUGACUUGUUAACCUGUCAGAUAAAACCUCAUCUAUAUCAGGUUAAGAUAAACCAUUAUUUAGCCCGAUUUCAGUUGGGACAUGAGCUAUCUGAUGUAGAGAAGCGUGGAGAAGAAGAUAUCCCAGUUUUGGAAAAUAUUGGAGAAUUUAUUAGUAGUAUCCAUGAAACUAAUGAAAUGGAUGAAGGAAAUAGUUCUGAAAAAUUAACAAAUGAAUUAAGGGACCGUUAUACAAAUUCUACAAUCACUAUACAUUCAAAUUCCGAUGGUUCUUCAUCUCCAGAAAAUCAACAGAAAUUUGAAACUGAAAGUGUUAACAAUUGUGACAGAAAUGAACCACUGAUCAAAUAUGUGGAACUGGAUAUUAAUGAAAGGCUUUCUGAAUUUAUUCGUCAAUCUUACAAAGAUUCUACUUUUUAUAAGAGCCCGAAACACACUCUUUUCGAUAAAGUAACAGAUGAUAAGAAAGUGAUUUGGAAAAAGAAGAAAAAUAGACUCUUGGCAAAAGAAGUCUACUUUUAUUUUGAUGAUAAUGUCAAAUGGGUAAUAAUUCUUUUGAAGAAUAAUACAUUGAAAUUCUACCACAAGCCAUCAGAUACUCGGGAGUGGACUGAUGUUUCAACAAAGAUGCUAAGUACUGAUAUAUUAAAGGUAAUUAAUAAAAAUUCGGGAAAACAAUCAAGAAUGGAUUUCAAUUUUGAUUUUUUCAGUUCAUUUUGUUUAAUUGAUCUCGGUAACGCUGUUAGUGUAGGUUACAAAGAUUAUGUUCAGUAUUUUAAGGAAUUUGGCAUUGAGCAUUCAGUUUGGCUAUUGUUCGAUGUUUUGACAAAGAGUGUUUACUUUAUUGAGUUUAUUUUGAAGACCCAGAAUCAGCUAACCAACCAGCAUUAA
Messenger RNA from Theileria annulata, 1959 nucleotides. RefSeq lists its product as hypothetical. Bases 1 to 1959 code for a protein of 652 amino acids. NCBI's taxonomy places the organism in Eukaryota, Apicomplexa, Aconoidasida, Piroplasmida, Theileriidae. The record is from RefSeq and is a predicted model, not a curated record. The transcript has a single exon.